Messenger RNA from Iphiclides podalirius (scarce swallowtail), 996 nucleotides. Lineage: Eukaryota; Metazoa; Arthropoda; Insecta; Lepidoptera; Papilionidae. The record is from the annotation of a GenBank genome assembly.
AUGAUAGAACUUACUUCAAUAAUGGGUGAAGAUAGUUCUGCACAAUCAUUAAAUCUAGAAAGCUGGAUGGGUGAACUACCGGAACAAUUAAAACAUGUUCCAUUUAUAUAUCUCGCUAUUCCAGGCAGCCAUGACUCUAUGACAUAUGGUAUUUCACGUUCCAGUGGAGUUGCUCCAGAUGCAGAGCCGAUUAUCAAGAAAUUGUACCCUUUGUUUCGAGGUACGAUAUUACGUUGGACCAUAACCCAAGCAAUAGAUACCUCGCAGCAACUGCUUAUUGGCAUUAGAUACUUGGACUUAAGACUUGCAACAAAGACAGGUGAUAAUAAAUUUUAUUUUACUCAUGGAGUCUAUGCCAAUGAAAUAACAGAAGCUUUACACCAAGUUAAAGAUUUUGUUGAUACACAUCCUGGAGAGGUAGUAAUAUUAGACUUUCAACAUUUUUAUGGCUUCACUCCAGAUGACCAUCAGCGCCUUAUGAGAAUUUUGUUAAACCUUUAUGGGCCACGACUUGUUCCAAGGCAAAUAGAAUUGCAGAGUAUUACAUUGAAUUCACUCGCCAGGCUAAAGCAACAGGUUGUGGUUGUAUACCGAAAUCGAUCUGUUUAUGAUACAAACGAGUUUUGGCAACCACAGAUGUUACCGUCACCUUGGCCCCAGCAAGAUCGAGUCAGCGGUCUUCUCAACUUUUUAAGGAAUGUCAAACGUCAUCCUGGAAUGGGAUUCGUGCACCAAGCUGUAUUGACACCUACACCUGCUUUUAUUUUAUUUAGGUGGAUAUCCACACUUCGCGAUAAGUGUGCUGUUCCUGUAAAGGAUGAGGUACUUCCCGAAUUAAUAAAUUUCUCUCCAGGACCACCACUAGCAAAAGAGCUAGGCAAUCAGUCACCAGUCAAUGUUGUUAUUGCAGACUUUGUUGAAAUGGACAACGCAAUAUUUUCUAAAACAAUUAUACAGUUGAAUAUGAAGCUUCUAAAGAACUUAAUUGAUCAUAGU